AUGAAUCUACGUUCUGUAUUUACUGUAGAACAACAAAGGAUUUUACAGCGUUAUUAUGAAAAUGGAAUGACAAAUCAAAGUAAAAAUUGCUUUCAGCUAAUAUUACAGUGUGCACAGGAGACUAAGCUGGACUUCAGUGUAGUCAGGACGUGGGUCGGCAAUAAGAGAAGAAAAAUGAGCAGUAAAAAUUCUGAAUCAGGAGCAGCAACGACAGGAACUAUUCCUGGUACCUCUUUGGCAGCUCCAGACAUUACAGUAAGAAAUGUGGUUAAUAUUUCUCAACCCUCAAGCCAACAGUCUUCUUGGUCAUCUGCCAAUAAUGAUGUCAUUGUGACUGGAAUAUACAGUCCAGCCAGUUCAUUAAGUAAGCAAGGGACAACCAAAUAUACAAAUACACAAAUUACGGAAGCACAUAAAAUCCCCAUUCAGAAAACGGCCAGUGAAAAUGGUACCGAGUUUCAGCUGCACAUUCCUGUUCAAAGACAAGUAGCACACUGUAAAAAUGCCUCUCUGCUCUUGGGUGAAAAAACGAUUAUUUUGUCAAGACAAACAAGUGUUCUAAAUGCUGGGAACUCAGUGUACACAAAGAAAAACUACGGAAGCUCUUCAGUGCAAGCCUCUGAUAUUAUGGUACCUCAAAAGCCAUCUGUGUGCCACCGACCUUGCAAAAUUGAACCCGUUGGAAUUCAAAGGCCAUAUAAGCCUGAACACACACGUCUAACAUCACAUAACUUAUGUGGGCAAAAGCCACCUAUUAGAGAUCCUUACUGUAGAACACAAAACUUAGAAAUCCGUGAAGUAUUUUCAUUGGCAGUUAGUGAUUACCCCCAGAGAAUUCUGGGAGGAAAUCCUCCACAGAAGCCUAGUUCAGCAGAAGGAACGUGUUUGUCCAUUGCAAUGGAGACUGGAGAUGCUGAUGAUGAGUAUGCCAGAGAGGAGGAGUUAGCAUUGAUGGGAGCACAGAUACCAAGCUACUCAAAAUUUUAUGAAAGUUGCAGUUCCCUUCGAGCUGAGAACCAAAGUACAGCUUUGCCAGGACCAGGAAGAAAUAUGCCAAAUUCACAGAUGGUGAAUAUUAGAGACUUGUCAAACAAUGUACUAUAUCAAAACAGAGACUACCAUUUGACACCACGGACCUCAUUACAUACAGCAUCUACAACAAUUUACAGUAAUACAAAUCCACCACGGAAUAAUUUUUCUUCACAUUUUGCAUCAUCAAACCAAUUGAGGUUAUCACAAAACCAAAACAAUUACCAGAUUUCAGGAAACCUAACUGUGCCUUGGAUUACAGGGUGUUCUAGAAAAAGAGCACUACAAGACCGCACUCAGUUCAGUGACAGAGACUUAGCCACUCUUAAGAAAUACUGGGACAAUGGCAUGACCAGCCUUGGAUCUAUCUGUAGAGAGAAAAUUGAAGCAGUUGCAACUGAAUUAAAUGUUGACUGUGAAAUUGUUCGG
This is a messenger RNA of Myotis davidii, 1458 nucleotides long. It is a transcript of the gene HDX, whose product is annotated as highly divergent homeobox. The transcript is spliced from 4 exons. The record is from RefSeq and is a predicted model, not a curated record. Gene Ontology annotation, biological process: regulation of transcription by RNA polymerase II. Gene Ontology annotation, molecular function: RNA polymerase II cis-regulatory region sequence-specific DNA binding; DNA-binding transcription factor activity, RNA polymerase II-specific. NCBI's taxonomy places the organism in Eukaryota, Metazoa, Chordata, Mammalia, Chiroptera, Vespertilionidae. The annotation marks the transcript as partial.